Aspergillus sclerotioniger CBS 115572 is the source of this 507-nucleotide messenger RNA. RefSeq lists its product as uncharacterized. The transcript has a single exon. The record is from RefSeq and is a predicted model, not a curated record. NCBI's taxonomy places the organism in Eukaryota, Fungi, Ascomycota, Eurotiomycetes, Eurotiales, Aspergillaceae. The coding region runs from base 1 to 375 and encodes 124 amino acids.
AUGAAGUCCAUCUCUGCCAUUCUCGUCUCCCUCCUGGCGACCUCGGUCGCGGCUGGCCCCGUCGUCACCACGGUGACCAUUGCCCUGGCCAACGACCAGACAGGCGCCCAAGGCAGUGCGGCCAUCCCCGCCGACGGCAGCGAGCAGAGCAUCCAAAACCUCUACGGCAACACCGGAGUCGGCACCAGCGGCGUUGUCAAGGCCUCGUCGGCGCAGUUGACGAACUUCCAGCAGACGACGAACUGCGUGAUCAAGAAAUACGGAUCGGUUCUGGCCACCCUGACUGCCCAGAAGACGUUUGCGGACUUGGACGGGAACCCGAACGCGGCGGUGCCCGUGGAUUUGAGCGCGGCGGUUGUUCAGUGCACUGUUUGAAGGAUGUCUAGAUAGACUCUUGGGGGAUGGGGUUAAUGUCUAGUGCUUGCUGAUGGUCGGUUGGGAAGGGUUUGAUCCUAAUGAGGGAUGUGAUGUAAUUAUUUCGGGAUUUGAAUGUUGACUAAUUUGAGC